Messenger RNA from Linum tenue, 3617 nucleotides. NCBI's taxonomy places the organism in Eukaryota, Viridiplantae, Streptophyta, Magnoliopsida, Malpighiales, Linaceae. The record is from the annotation of a GenBank genome assembly.
GUAAAUAUAAAAAUUCAGCUGUCUAGUUCUACCUUCUCGAAAGAACUCAUCGGCUUUUUCGCCACAGCUCUCAGUCGCCGUUUCCCGUCAUCAGCCAGCUUCGCUCGUCCGUCGGCAGUUUCUCUGGUUCUGCUCGCCUCUCGUCUUUAUUCGAAAAUGGCGACCAUAGGCGAAAGUCCCUCUGCUAAGCGGUGGCUUCCUCUAGAAGCUAAUCCUGAUGUAAUGAACCAGUUCCUUUGGGGGCUAGGCCUUCCCGAGAAUGAGGCGGAGUGUGUUGAUGUUUAUGGCUUGGACGAGGAACUCUUGGCUAUGGUUCCACAGCCUGUGCUUGCAGUUAUCUUCCUCUAUCCGCUAACUGCACAGAAUGAACAGGAGAGACUGCAGCAGGAAGGCGUUGUGAAGGAACCUAAUGGAAACGUUUAUUUCAUGAAACAAACUGUUGGCAAUGCCUGUGGAACAAUUGGCCUUCUUCAUGCCGUUGGGAACAUCAAGUCAAAGCUCCAUUUGUCUGAGGGAUCAUUCUUGGACCGAUUCUUCAAAUCAACAGCCAACAUGGACCCAUUAGAGCGUGCAAAAUUCCUGGAGAACGAUCGAGAAAUGGAAACUGCCCAUUCUGUAGCUGCUACAGGUGGUGAAACCGAGGCAUCAGACAAUGUGGACACUCAUUUUAUCUGCUUUGCCUGUGUGGAUGGGGAACUCUAUGAGCUUGACGGCAGAAAAGCAGGACCUGUAUUACAUGGCUCAUCUUCACCGGAAAGCUUGUUGCAGGAUGCAGCUAAAGUCAUUAAGGGCAUGAUCCAGAAGAACCCCGACUCCCUCAACUUCAACGUAAUUGCUGUUUCGAAGAAAGAUGCUGCUGCUUGAUUGCGGCUAUGUGUAUCCUUGGGGGUUGACAAAGAAGAAUGUGAUCCGCACGCAUUGUCCACUGUCUUUUCCCUGUUGAAUCCAAGCUUGAGAUUUGCUCUUCGUUUGUUCUGGUUAUACGAAAGAGCAACGGGCUAGGUAGGUUACACAGUUUGAUACCCCGCUACUCUGUGAGGCAGAUUUGUUUCUUUGGUCCUAUAAUUCAUGGUGCUUGCACUGUAAGAUCAUCAAUUACCUGCCGGUUUUCGAGGUCCUGGAAACGUAUGCCUUAACCCAGAAGGAAGGACCCUUCUGCGUUGCAUACCCUCGACGACGCGUCAUGGAGCCUUGGACGCACCCCAUUGAUCAGAAUCUUCUCAAACUUGCAUUGAUAUUAACUGAUUGUAUUAAGUUGGUUAUACAAUAUACAGAUGGAUCCUUUGAUUCCCCAUUUCGUAUAGAAGGAGAUCAAGGAAAUGGAUGGAAAUCUCACUAACAUUAUAAAUGGAGGAUAUGAACAGUAUAGUAUCCUCAGUUACACGAGUUUGUCAAGAUGCAUGGACGAAGAUGGAAGAAGAUCAACAGCUAGUGUUAGUAUUGAUUGAUUAGCUCGACUUCGAAGGAGAAGUAGCGGUGCCUGCAGAUUCGUAGUCGAUAACAGUCUGAAAAGCACCCACCAGCGCCUUCACCUUGUUCUUCCUCUUCUCCAUCAGCUUGUUCUUCGUCUCCUCGAUCACCUCAUUGUAAGCCGCAGCCGGGGAAUCAUUCUUCCCCUCCAUAGCCUUCCCGCUUUCUCCUUCUCCCUUCUUCUCGUCAUCAUCAUUCGCCGCCAUCACCGCCUUUGUCUCCUCCUGAUCAACUGCUUCUUCUUCUUCAGGUGCCUCCUGUUGCUUCUCCCUCUCCUUCUCAUAUUCCCCAUUGACACCACAUGGUUCUUGAUCAUCGGCGGCAGCAGCAGCCAGCUUUAGUUCUUCUUUGGGCAACGUCUCAUGGUCAUCUCCAUUGUCAUCCACUUUAUCAUGAUGGUGAUCUUCAUGACCAUUCUGAGAAGAAGCAGUAGUAGUAGUAGUCAUGGUGAUCUCCCUCUCACCUUUCUCGUCCUCUGCAACAUGGCGAUCACCGAGCUCUUCUACCUUCUCAUCCGCUGGAGUAUCACCGGAAGAGAAGACCUUCUCACCGUCAUCUUUUCCCUCCUGACCAUUGACAUUGUCGAUGACAACAUCGUAUUCCUUGGAGGGGACUUCAUGAACGUGAUCAUCAUCGACGCUGGUAAUGAUUUUUUCAAGCGACGAUGGAAGUGGUGAUGGUGAUUUGGGAAUGUGGGGGCUCGCCGGAGACUCGAUCUCCAAAUUGUCAGGAUUGACGCCCUGCUCGUCUUCGCUCGCCUGAUGUAUCUCGUUACCCAAACUCUCUUUUACAUCCUCUUUAUUAGUAUUGUUCCGCUUACCGGCGCCUGAUGAUUUCCCCCGCGCCGCCGUCGUCGCCUUGCCGCCGCGGCCAGCGGUGGUUGCUCUGUUUUUACCCCUAAGGUUCCCUGCGCCGGUACUUUUGCCAACACCGCCGCCGCCGCCGCGACUAGUCGCGGCGGCGGUGGUGGUGGUGUUGGGAUUAAGUACUGCUCUGCCCCUGGCAGGGCUGCCGCUUCUUUGCUUGGCGGUCGCCGCCACGACGGCGGCGAUGGUUUUGCUCGCAUUGGGGCGGAGAGUGGUGGCGCUUCUCUGGAAAUUGGCCCUGGAGGAGGCUCCGGCGGUUUUGGGGCUAAAAGAGGUAGUCCUGACCGGGGCGGGUGAGCGGGCGGCGGGAUCGGGAGAAGUGACGGACCUCUGCAGACGGGAAUUGACGGCGGAAGGAGCGGGCUUGUCGAACGAUCUCCUUCGCAGGGUCGCUGCCGCGGCGGCCUUCUGGUCGGUUGGCUUGGUUGUGCUGGUUUUGGCGCCGGAUGUGGCUUUGGAUUGGGAGUCGGGCUUGGAGCUCGCCGUGGGCCUCAGGUAGCUUGGGCCGGAUCGCGGGGAGGAGUUUGUUGUCGUCGCCGUCGGCGAUGAGGACGAUGGGGAGUGGCGAUUCGCAGCGGCGGUGCUACUCUGUUGGCGGUGGAAGUUCCGAUUUGUGGUAGUGGUGGUGGUUGUUGUGGUUGUUAUAACCUUCUUGUUGCCGCCAUCCUUCUUCGGAGUGGUCUCCUUGGGCUUCGUCGCCAUCAAUUACCCAAUGUAAGUGCCCGGAGAAGGAGAGAAAGACGGAAGAAUCCUGCAAUCGGACCAAAACGGAAACAGGGGACGGAGAAGAAUUAGGAUCAAAUUACAAAGGCAUAAACUAAACUUCUUUUCCUUCCUUCGUGGAUUCAUACAUUCCCAUUUUGAACGCAUGAUAGCAGUAAUUGAAGAAAGGAAGAAUGUGAUAUUUGGGUUCCUCUUAAUGUUGCAAGAACAAGCUGCAAAUUCAUGAUCGUUAAUGGCGGUUUCCUCCAUGAAACAGAGGAACCCAAUGAAAGAAAUGUAAGGGAAGUUAAGAUAAGAAAAGGCGGUACCUUUGGAGAAGAUGGAUCGGCGAAUGUAGAGAGGGGAAUCGAAAAGUGGUUAAAACAGGCGGUAAAUGUAGAGAAUUUGGCAAUGGAGGGUAAUAAUGGAGGACAGCAGAAACGUCACAACCGAAUGAAGAAGCUAUGGCGAUGGAUGGAGACUAGACCAGGACCAAAGACAAAAAACAGUUAUGUAGUUUUUGUAGUUUCUACUUUCGAGAGAGAAGGAUCAAAGAUGUCUCUCUCUCUCUCUCUCUCU